Messenger RNA from Fonsecaea pedrosoi CBS 271.37, 1506 nucleotides. RefSeq lists its product as uncharacterized. Lineage: Eukaryota; Fungi; Ascomycota; Eurotiomycetes; Chaetothyriales; Herpotrichiellaceae. Gene Ontology annotation, molecular function: 2-oxoglutarate-dependent dioxygenase activity. The record is from RefSeq and is a predicted model, not a curated record. Bases 1 to 1506 code for a protein of 501 amino acids. The transcript has a single exon.
AUGUCCGAGAACGCUGACGGCACCUUCUGGCGUUCAGUAGUAGAUCAGUUACAGAGUUGCGACGAAGAUGAUCCUAUUCAGAAAUGCUUCCCACACGGCUUGGGCAAGAAUGUGAUGGAUCAGGUUGACGAACUCUUCAGCCUAGCAGACCAAAAACUCCAUACGUUUCCCUUCAAGGAUGUCCAACCCUGUUGGUUCCGUCUCUACACUGACGCCAGCAUCGCCAAAGUGUUGAAAUUACUUGGCCUCCUCACCUUUCCGGCCCAGAAAGACUGGAGCCUAUCCGACUCUCUGAAAACUCAUGUCAACGGUAUUGUGUCCAUAUUAGACAUGUCGUUAAUCAUGGCCGGAGGGUUGGGAAGGGAACAGAUGAUUCACGACAUCUUUGCCAGGUUACAAACUGGAAGUGUAAGUGACGAAGAAGACAAGACACACCCACGAAAGAGAAGGCGAAUCGACGGUGACUCUGGAUUGGGCGGAUCUCCCGACCAUCUCCCUGCAGCGAACGUCUCCAUGCCUACCAUUGAAUUUCCCAUUGUGCAAAUGGAUCGUCCGACUCUCACAAAGUUCUCUCAGCAUAUUCUGCAGGUACGAGAACCUGUGGUCUUGACAAAUACCAUAAAUCACUGGCCAGCUCUCGAGAAAUGGCAGCGUACCUCCUUUUGGCUCAAUGCCACGAUUGGCGGGCGUCGUCUCGUCCCGAUCGAAGUUGGGCGGAGCUACACUGACGAUGACUGGAGCCAGAAGAUUGUGCCCUUCGAAGAAUUUUUACGUCUUUACAUACUGCAGUCCGGGGAUAAUGAAGUUUGUGAGGUUUCUGGAGAUGAUGUCCAAACGGGCUAUUUAGCGCAGCACGAUCUUUUUAAACAGAUCCCAGCUCUUCGAAACGACAUUGCAACCCCAGAUUAUUGCUAUCUGGAUGCUCCUCCUGCUGAACCUGGCACGCCAGUGGCCUUGAGCAAGGCAAAGGGGCACAUGAAGAAGACAAGUCAUCCCAAGACCACUCAUAAUGCCCCGGGUCCGCCCGACAAUGGUUCUGAUGAACCAGAGCUUGAAAACGAGGUCCAGGCUAAUAUCUGGUUUGGCCCAGCAUGGACGAUCUCACCACUCCAUCACGACCCAUAUCAUAAUAUCCUGUGCCAGGUUGUGGGACGAAAGUACGUGAGACUGUAUUCCCCACGUCACAGCAAUGCAUUACUACCUAGACGCGAAGACGAACCUGCUCCUCACAUACCCUCUGCUGGAAGAACAGAUGGGGUAAAGGGUGCCGUAAAGGACGGAGAGCAGCAGGGUGAAACCAUUGACAUGUCAAACACGUCGCAGAUUGACAUUGCCGCAAUGGAAUUGUCCCCUCUCGAAGACUGGGACGAGGUUUACCCCGGAAUUAGCAAAGUGCCCUACGUCGAAUGUAUUCUUGAAGCUGGCCAAGCGCUCUAUAUACCGAUCGGAUGGUGGCACUACGUGCGGAGCUGUUCCGUAGGGAUAUCUGUGAGCUUUUGGUGGUGA